This is a messenger RNA of Sesamum indicum (sesame), 1814 nucleotides long. Its product is annotated as putative UPF0481 protein At3g02645. Lineage: Eukaryota; Viridiplantae; Streptophyta; Magnoliopsida; Lamiales; Pedaliaceae. The record is from RefSeq and is a predicted model, not a curated record.
UACAAACCAGCAGAUCAGUUUGAAUUCAAACAUGUCUUCAUAUCAACGGAAAUUGUCUCCGAACCCGAAUCCGAGCUUCGACGAGAAACAAUGGGUGAUCCAGAUUCGCCGAGCUCUAGAUGAAGAGCUCGAGGAAGAAACUGAAACCCCAGUUCGGAUCUUCACUGUUCCCAAACCGCUACUGGCCACUCAUCCGGAUUCUUACAUCCCACACCAAGUAUCAGUCGGGCCUUACCAUUAUACCCGACCGGAACUCCGCGAGAUGGAGAGGUACAAGCUUGCUGCUGCCAAAAGAAAUCACAAGGAUUUCCAGAACCUCAAGCUCCAGUUUCUGGUCGACUGUUUAGUGGAACUCGAACCCAAGAUUCGUGCUUGUUACAACAAGUACCUGAUAUUCAAUGGCGAGACGUUGGCCUGGAUGAUGGCGGUGGACGUGUCUUUCUUGUUUGAGUUCUUGCAAGUUUGUGCAGUUAAACAUGGCAACGAAACGGCGAUGACUAACGUUGUUUCAUCAAGAUUUUCGUACUUGGUCGGGUUGGCAGGGAAUAAGGCGGCACACAAUGCGAUCCUCAGAGAUAUUUCGAUGCUUGAGAACCAAAUCCCUCUGUUUGUGCUCAGAAAAUUGUUGGAACUUGUGUUUUCGUCGUCUGAGAAUGCGGAUGAGACAUUGCUUGUUAUGCUAAUGGGGUUCUGUGAAGAGCUUUCUCCAUUCAGGAUGGUGGAGGAAGACUUACCAAAUAUUUUCCAAGUUAGAGAUUGUGCUCAUUUGCUCGAUGUUCUAUACCGUUUUUGCGUGCCCAAAUUGGAGGGAUUUUCUUACAUGAAUUCAGAGUCAGUUGAAGAAGCGGUUCAAGUCAAGCAAGAAUAUUGUGGCGAUGAACGUCGUGCAGCAUCGGAUGAUGGUGAGGGACAGAAGGUAUGGAUGAAAGUUUUGAAUUUCCAAGCACCGUUGAACUUCAUCAAGAAGAUUGUAUUCUCCAAGCCCAUGAAGAUGAUUGUGAGAUUGCCUUGGACAAUUCUUUCCAAUCUACCUAUAUUGAAAGUCACGAAACAACUAUUGGAGAACUUCUUCAAUUCCUUGGAUGAAAACGAGAAGAGCAAUAAUAAAGGUGGAAGUACUAAGAAUAGCAUCACACACAAUCCCCCAUUGCUAGAAGAAAUCAAAAUCCCUUCUGUAAUGGAGCUUGCCAAGGCCGGGGUACGUUUUGAGCCCACCGAAGGAGGCAUCUCAACCAUAACAUUCGACAACAAGAACGUCGUUCUGUAUCUCCCAACCAUCAGCCUAGACGUGAACUCUGAGGUCGUGCUGCGAAACUUGGUUGCAUACGAGGCUUGCAGUGCGUGGGGGCCAUUGGUGUUGGCUCGUUACACGGAGUUAAUGAAUGGGAUCAUCGACACAGAGGAGGACGCCAAGUUUCUUUGUGAAAGAGGGAUCAUAAGGAAUCAUUUGAAGAGUGAUGGGGAGGUGGCUGAUCUUUGGAAUGGGAUGAGCAAGUCUAUCAGAUUGACCAAAGUGCCAUUCUUGGACAAGGUGAUUGAAGAUGUGAACAAGUAUCAUAAUGGGAUGUGGAAGGUUAAAUGUGGGAAAUACAUGAAGAACUAUGUGUUUGGAUCAUGGAGGAUUCUCACAUUUCUUGCUGCUAUAUUGAUGUUGUUGUUUAUGGCUUUACAAGCCUUUUGCUCUGUGUAUAACUGCGCUCGUCUUGUACCUAUAAAGGACCUCGAUUAGGUUAUAUAUAGGCUACUAUAUGUUUAUAUGUAUAUAUAGUUAGGUAAUUCUUUAAUUUCUUGAUCUCGAACAUUCUAAAAAUGAA